This is a messenger RNA of Cherax quadricarinatus, 550 nucleotides long. Its product is annotated as cytochrome P450 4C1. Lineage: Eukaryota; Metazoa; Arthropoda; Malacostraca; Decapoda; Parastacidae. Gene Ontology annotation, molecular function: heme binding; monooxygenase activity; iron ion binding. The record is from RefSeq and is a predicted model, not a curated record.
GUCUUAUUAAGUAGCCAGAAACACCUGGACAAAGGGAGGGACUACGAUUUCAUUCAUCCCUGGCUGGGCUUGAGUCUUCUGACUUCCACUGGCAGUCACUGGCAUACACGCAGGAAGCUACUCACUCCAGCAUUUCACUUCAAGAUAUUAGAAGAGUUUAUGUCGGUCUUUAAUAAACAAAGCAACAAGCUGAUCCAAAAACUGGAGAAGAAAGCUGAUGGAAAUACCUUCGACAUAUAUGAUGACCUUACCCUCUGUGUCCUGGACGUUAUUUGUGAGACAGCAAUGGGACGCAGUAUCAACGCCCAAGAAGACAGUGAAUCAGAAUACGUUGAAGCUGUGAGGAAGAUGUCCGGGUAUUUGCAACAACGCAUUUAUCGCCCCUGGCUACACAAUGACUUCUUGUACAAGCUUCUGGGACCUGGCAAAAAUUAUGAUACAAACCUCAAAAUUAUCCAUAACUUGUCCAACAGCACCAUCAAUGAGAAGAAGCAAAAUAAAAGCAGGAGGAAUAAGUCACUCAUUCAGGAAGAUGAGGAAAAUGCAAUGG